AUUUACUUCCGGUGUAGCAUGCUAGCUGUAAAAUGGGGCAGGCUGACUUCAGGUGCAUAGAAUGCAACGAAAAGGCGACUGAGCUGCACAGAGAUUACAGUAACGGCAUACUGAAGAUAACGUUAUGUGCGUCAUGUCAGAAGCCAGUGGACAAAUAUAUAGAAUAUGAUCCAGUUAUCAUAUUGAUUGAUGCCAUCUUGUGCAAGACGCAGGCGUUCAGACACAUUCUGUUUAACACAAGCAUGGAUAUCCACUGGAAGCUGUGCAUGUUCUGCGUGCUGUGCGAGGCCUACCUCAGGUGGUCCUUGCUGCACAGUUCGGAGCCAAGCGGCGACCCCGCUGACAUUAUCAGGUACACUAAGGAAUGGGAAUUCUACGGCAUGGUUGCCUUAGCAGCACUGGAGCUGUCAGCGUUCUGCGGCGGCGUGUUGUGUUUCCUCUGGGCGGUGCCAGGUUGCCUUAAGGGUCCCGACGUGGAGCUUGGCGUACUCCUGCGAGCGCUUCUCCUGUCCUGCUACGGCAAGGUCCUCCUCGUCCCUGUCGUCAUUUGGGAGCAUGACUUCUCGCCGCUCUGCCUAGGAUUCAUCAAGCUCUUUGUGCUCACCUCCAACAGUCAAGCUGUCAGAGUGAUUCUCAACUGCAGAAGGCGUCUGGCGUUGUCAGCCAUCGGCGUGGGCCUGCUGUUAGAGACGUCCGUCAUUCAGGGCUGUAAGUGGCUCGCGUGGAGAAUCCAGGACACGGCCAUGUUCGAUUGAACACCUUUAUUAUUCAUCUCAGGGAUGAUGGACUUACUGGGAACUUGAUUUACUUUUUUAAAAAUGCAUCAAAGCACAGACAGACUGUGUUGAUUUAUUUUGAGGAUUUACACUGACUACUUUACAUUCAAUCAAAGUGUCAUUUCAUCAUGGUCGCCCCAUGAAAAGAUUCAGCCGAAAUGGGAGUUAGUGGAACCUCGAUUUACGAACGCCUCUAUUUGUUAGAUCUAGCCAAAUAUGUCUCUGUUGGACAAUGUUUCUACGUACAAGUGCUUCAUUCAUUUAUUUAUUCAUUUUGUCUGUCGCUGGAAGCCCUAUUGGGUGCUGUCAUUUUGAUGACAUUACUUCCGGCACACACGGCCAUUUUAAAGAGGCGGGGCCUCAUGUCACAUUAUUUACAUAUAUGCGAAGAGUAGAUGGCGGCACCGCCAAUGGCACACAGAUUGGCUUGCAAAUAUGGAAGAAACUAAUUCCACAAUUGCAACCAUUAUAAAAAAAGGACAUUUAUAUGGUUGCUGACUUUGCCAAGGGGGUUGAAUAUCUUAGCAAGGACAGAGAGAAAGCGCAAAACCAAGUUGAAAAGCUGUUCCUCGUGUGGAUAAAUGAGAAGCAGCCAGCAGGUAAUAGCAUUUCCGAGGCUAUCAUGUGCGAAAAGGCUCGCCAUUUAUAUGGUGACUUGAUAUCCAAAAGUGCUGAGCCAGCACAGAAGAACAAUUUAGGGCGAACUGUAGGUGGUUGGAAAAGUUUAAGACGGGGAGUUGGCGUUCACUACGUGGCUGCUGGCUCCGACAAAGCUGCAGCGGAGGAGUUUAUCAAGCACUUGAAGAAUUUAAUCAGUGAAGGGGGAUUCUAUCGCAGCAAAAUUUUAACUCUGAUUAAACCAGGCUGGUUUUUUUGGGAAAAAUAUCCCUGAGGAGAAGGCACAACUGGGACACACACGGAUGAAGGAUCGCCGUUUACAAAUCUGAAACUCCUAGACUAUUAAAAAAAAAAGCCACAAAAAAUCACAGACACAAGGUAAAAAGGAUUUUCCUUUGUUUUUUUUUUGUAGCAACAUGGUUGUUGAUAACGUCUUGGAGAGCACCAAAGGCAAAGGGAUGUUUGAGUGUGUGCACGCUUUGACAGUUAGGCUGACCGUUGUUGUUUUUUUUGGAUCAAAAAGAGAUUGUUGAAACAUUAUCCCCUUGUUAUGUUGGUUUGAUAUGGAUACCGUACAUACAUAUACAAUUUAGUGUCUUCAAAGUGUGCAUUUUAUGUGAUAAAAUAGGGACUUUUGUCGAGACUAAAACCAAUUUUUCACGUUAAAAUUGUUUCUUAUGGGGAACUCUGCUUCACUAUACAAACUUUUCGGUUUGCGAACCAACCAUGUUCAAGAACCAAUUAAAUUCGUAAAUCGAGGUUCCACUGUACUGAAAAUAGUCGUAAUUUAGUCGACUUUUAUGAAAUAUAUUUAUUUUUCUUCUGUAUUCUAAACACUACUUGAGAUGCCAAUCAAAAUGAGUUAAACAUUUAAUUAUGUUUUUUCAUAUUUUUUGGGAAGGGGAAAAAUGUAACGUAAACAUACAAUGUAACCGGAAAAAGAACAAAGCAUACACCUGGUUAAUUGACACAUGCAUUUGUAUUUUUAAUAUCAAAACGUUUUAUUUUUGAUAUUUAAUUAUAUUUGGUUUAAUGUUGCAAUGCCAUUUUUUUAAAACAUUUGUUGGGUCAUCUUUUUGUACAAGACUACUUAAAUAACAGUUCAAGCACAUUUUUAUGUAUUGAUUUCUUUCAAUUUCAUGGUGGAUUUUGGAAGUGAGAGGAUUAAGAAAAAUAUAACUUAAAAUUGAACUGGAGCAAAGAAUAUCCAUCCAUCCAUUUUCUACCCUUUGUCCCUUUCGGAGUUGUGGGGGGUGCAGGAGCCUAUCUCAGCUGCAUUCGGGCGGAAGGCGGUGUACACCCUGGACAAGUCACCACCUCAUCACACUCACAUUCACACACUAUUGAUUUCUUUCAAUUUCAUGGUGGAUUUUGGAAGUGAGAGGAUUAAGAAAAAUAUAACUUAAAAUGUAAUUGGAACAAAGAAUAUGUGAAAUACAUGCAUUUGUAUUUUUGUAUUUUUAAUACCACACUGGGCAAUCUGGAUCAGAUUCAAAUUAAAUGUGUUUUUUGUUGCAACACUAAUUUCCUUCAAAUCUUUCUUUACUGAGACACCAAUGUGAGCAAAAUAAUUGUAUUUCUUCAAUUUCUGGGGAAAUGUUGACAUGUUAAUGUCCUUGUAGCGGUAAAGUCCUAUACUCUUACUGCUACUGGUUGCCGAAUAUAACUGAAGCUAGUUUAGACGUGUGCAGCUGGCUAAUAAUUGAUGUCCAGAAUUGUGUCCAUGUUUAAUACAAAUAUCUAUUAACAUACAGUCACGUAAAUCAAACUCACUUUGUAACAAAAACGGAAAAUAAACGGGAGCAAACAAAUCAUAGCCUGGCACAGUCAAAAACUGUUGUGCCUCUACUCAGCAACACCUGAGCAAGAUCCCAGCCCCUCCCUAAGU
This is a messenger RNA of Nerophis lumbriciformis (worm pipefish), 3282 nucleotides long. It is a transcript of the gene arv1, whose product is annotated as ARV1 homolog, fatty acid homeostasis modulator. Gene Ontology annotation, cellular component: Golgi apparatus; cortical endoplasmic reticulum. Gene Ontology annotation, biological process: intracellular sterol transport; regulation of plasma membrane sterol distribution; sterol metabolic process. NCBI's taxonomy places the organism in Eukaryota, Metazoa, Chordata, Actinopteri, Syngnathiformes, Syngnathidae. The record is from RefSeq and is a predicted model, not a curated record.